UUUAUAAUUAAUCGUACUGUAGAAAUUGCAGAUGUAAUCAGAUUUCCCAAUUGAAUCAUUGCUUGAUACUCUAGAUAACGGCGAUAAAAUCAAUUGCAUCAUUGGCUUGAUUGCCAACUUAGAUUAAAUCAAAUCAAAUUAAGUUCAUAACACUUAUUUGAUUAAGAGAAUUAAGGAGGUUAUUCACGUUUAAUUAUGUUAGCUUCGUCUUGUUUCAUAGAUAAUCAAUGAAUUAUUAUGCAACGAAGAGGUCAUCCAUAGUCCUAAAAGGCAAUAGAGUAAAAAUAAGAAGAGCAGAAUCAUCUUUGAUAAACAACUUGAUCUUCAGCUUUUAAAGGGGUCCAUUGCUAAACUAGAAUUAUCAAUAAAAGAAGGAUUCAAGUUACAUUAGGAAUUGCAUACCAAAUUUCUAUUGAUUUAAAAUAUAUGUCUUGUAGAUAAGGAUGAUGACUAAUUUGAGCAUCUAGAUAUUACCAGACUUGUUCAAAUUUAUCAAAGUGAAAUGGAAUAUGUGAAUGAGUAUUUUAACAGGAUAGAAAACAAUCCUAAUAAUUCAAAUAGUUAGUCCUUGUCUAAAUUGAAUCAAUCGUAUUAAGAAAUGCUUCUUGAUGACAAUAUCGUCAUCAUCACACGAUAUGUAUCAUUUUCAAAUUAAAAAUAGUUUUCAAAUUUAAACCGGUUGAUUGAAGAUCUUGAGAAUUUGAAAUAAAAACUCGUUCAAUUUGAGGAAUUCGAAUUGUCAACCAAUUUUGAAAACUCUAGGAACUCAUCCACAAAUGAGAGUAAAUCUUAUCAAUAUAUAAAUAUAGAGCAUUUUCAAAGAAGCAAAUCUUAGACCUAUGAAUUAUCUGAACAGCAGAGGACCAAUGUCUUGAAAGAAAUAACAAAUGAAAUCAAGGAGAAAUCUUCUGAAACAUGUAUAAAUUGUAGUAUAUUUUGAAUUAAUUUAUUGUAUAUUAUAUAUGCCCUAUU
Messenger RNA from Paramecium sonneborni, 972 nucleotides. The record is from the annotation of a GenBank genome assembly. NCBI's taxonomy places the organism in Eukaryota, Ciliophora, Oligohymenophorea, Peniculida, Parameciidae.